This is a messenger RNA of Podospora bellae-mahoneyi, 387 nucleotides long. Lineage: Eukaryota; Fungi; Ascomycota; Sordariomycetes; Sordariales; Podosporaceae. The record is from the annotation of a RefSeq genome assembly.
AUGUUUGAAUCAAAACAACAUAUGUAUAAUUCAAUAAAUAUUCAUCAUACUAGUUUAAACGCCUGUAUUGAUUCAGGUACCUUAUAUCUAGAUGCUUUUUUCUUUUCUUUAGAUUUAAUAGAAGAAUCUUCUAAAACUAACCUACUUAGUUUGGAUCAAAUUCAGAGUUUAGUUAAAGAUAAACGGGGUGUAUAUAAUGUUAAACAUCCCGCAGCUAAAACUAUUUUAGCUGAGUUUAAAGAUGAUUCAAGAAAAAAUCUAGUAUUUAAUUCUCUAAACAGUUUAGCUAAGCACUUAAAAGGUGACCGUCAAGUUAUUAGAGAGUACCUAAAAGGAAAUAAAUCUGGUUAUUAUCGAGGUAAAUGAAAAUUUACAUAUAAAAAUUAA